Messenger RNA from Olea europaea var. sylvestris, 3238 nucleotides. RefSeq names its product protein SCARECROW-like. The record is from RefSeq and is a predicted model, not a curated record. The coding region runs from base 695 to 3130 and encodes 811 amino acids. Gene Ontology annotation, biological process: regulation of DNA-templated transcription; leaf development; maintenance of protein location in nucleus. Gene Ontology annotation, cellular component: nucleus. Lineage: Eukaryota; Viridiplantae; Streptophyta; Magnoliopsida; Lamiales; Oleaceae. The transcript is spliced from 2 exons. Gene Ontology annotation, molecular function: sequence-specific DNA binding; DNA-binding transcription factor activity.
GCAUUCACCUAUUCCACCAACUCAACAUCUAUGAAGAGCAAAUUUUGUAGAGUUUUUGUCAAUGGUAAGUCGUUGUAGAUGAAUUAUUGAAGUUUCGAGAGAGUGACUAUAAAGUCUUGUAAAUGAAUGGGCGAGUUCAAUGUCACUGGUGUUCGAGCUUUAUCGUCAAUGGUAAAGCUAUAUUGGAAGUUUCCCCACACAAAGUCAACCGCUCAAGGACACAGACUGGAGACACACAGGGAACAUAUCAUGAAACGCUCCGUCAUUUCAUCUACAGCUAGCCACCGUCACCGCGACAAAGAGGUUGCUCCACCACGCCCACCGCCAAAGAGGUUGCGCCGCCACCUCAUCAGUUUGUACCCACUUAUCAUCACAAUUGCAUGAAUCCAAUCUGUCCGUAUCUUUGUGGCACCAGCCAUUUCCAUGGAACCAUACAGAUAAAUCCAAAAGGCAAGUAGUGUAGUAUUUUGGAAUAAAAACCCAGAACAUCGCGUUGGAGAGAGAUAUCACAGAAUCCCAAUGUUCUUGUCCAAAUCCUUGCACCCCUUAUCUCCUUGUCGAAAAACACCAUUCUCUCAGCAUCAAUCAAAUAGUUAAAACCCAGCAAGCAUAUUAAUCUCUGAUUAUUGAUCCAUCUCGAUGAAAAAGAACCAGCUUCAAAGAUUGAAAUUUCGGCAGAUAGUUAAAUUUGCAUAUGGCGAGUGGUUUUACUCUGAAGGAAGAUGCUCAUAUUGCAAAUGUCAAUGGCAGCGGUGCUGAAAGUAGUAGUGAGAGUCCAUUAAUGACUACUGGCUGCUCUAACGCGCCGCCAUUGCUUCCUACUCUACUGGAUCAAGGCCCGUCGGACAAGGGCAGGUCGACGUUGAGAAAAAGGGCAGCGACGGAGAUGGAACUUCAAGCAGGAAACGGCGGCGCAGACUGCCAUAACAAGUUUCUCCGCCGUACAGCAACACAGCCGCUGGGUGAAUCUGGGGUCUGUUCUUUUAUGGGUGGUGGUGAUCUUACUAGUCCGAAUCCACUACUACGUUCAACCCACGUAGCCAACUACUCCACUAUGAUGUCGAUGUCACCAUCUUCCACGAAUUUGACGUCAGGAAAAUCCGGAUCUGGUUCCGAACCUGCCAUUUCUACUCCAAACCUAAAUUACCAUCAUCAUCUUCAACAUCAACAAGUACAACAAUCCCAAAAUCAAUCUACACCUUCUGUAUGUGUUUUCUCCGGCUUACCUUUGUUCCCUCCUGAGAAAGCCCAGAACCCGGGUUUGCAACUUUCUCCAUCCCCUGGUGCCUUGCUUUUACCGAUCAAUACUACUGCAUCGACCGGUGCAGGUGCAGUUUCCAUGGAGGAGAGUGCAGCAGCAACGGCAUGGAUAGACGGCAUAAUAAAAGAUCUUAUUCACAGCUCAACUAAUGUCUCUAUACCUCAACUAAUCCUCAACGUAAGAGAGAUUAUACACUCUUGCAACCCUAAUCUAGCAGCCCUUCUAGAAUACAGGCUUCGUUCUCUUACUGGUACUGAAUCCUUUACAAAUUACACUGGAAGGAGGAAGGAAGCGUUGCCGCCGGUGAGUUUACAAAGACAUGACCAUCAUGGACAAGGGCAGAUACAGGUAGGGACUUCUGGGCUCAGGUUGUAUAUGGAUGAAAAUUUAUUCACUCAAAGCCUUUCAGAAUCCAUGAAUCAACACUUGAGUUGGCCGGUUGUAACACUACCUGCGACAGCGAAUGCUGCCGGGAUUGGGAACAGCCAUUACCUUCGAAGCAUUCCUAGUGCAGUAACCUCAAUCCCCACUGGUGUUUCUUUUUCUGUGCCUGCAGCAACUAUUGUUAGUAAUUCGAAUGAUCAAGUGCACCAUUCUCCUCAGCCAGAAACCCAUCCCGAGCAGCCUUUGGAGCAGCAGCAACAGAGUCAGACGCCGGCGGCGGUGACACCAACGGCGUCCCCUUAUACAAGCGCAGUGGAAGCAAUCAGGGAGAGGAAAGAAGAAAUGCGACAGAAACAAAAAGACGAAGAAGGCUUACACCUCUUGUCCUUACUCCUCCAGUGUGCAGAGGCUGUAUCAGCUGAAAAUAUGGAGGAAGCAAAUAAAAUGCUGUUAGAAAUCUCUGAACUGGCAACACCAUUUGGCACUUCAGCUCAACGUGUAGCGGCAUAUUUCUCCGAGGCAAUGUCGGCAAGGAUAGUAAACUCGUGCUUGGGAAUAUACGCAGCGCUGCCAGUGGUACCGCAUAGCCAGAAAAUGGCGUCGGCCUUCCAAGUGUUUAACGGGAUCAGCCCUUUUGUGAAGUUUUCUCAUUUCACGGCGAACCAGGCCAUUCAAGAAGCAUUUGAGAGGGAAGAUAGAGUGCACAUUAUAGACCUUGACAUAAUGCAAGGCCUACAAUGGCCUGGACUCUUCCACAUACUGGCUUCGCGGCCUGGUGGACCACCAUUUGUUCGCCUCACCGGGCUGGGCACCUCUAUGGAAGCCCUUGAGGCCACCGGCAAACGGUUAUCUGAUUUUGCAGAGAAAUUGGGAUUACCAUUUGAGUUUGCACCUGUAGCUGAUAAAAUUGGAAACUUAAACCCGCAAAGGUUGAGCAUAAGCGAGACGGAGGCUGUUGCUGUUCACUGGUUGCAGCAUUCUUUCUAUGAUGUCACUGGUUCAGACACCAAUGCCCUUUGGCUCUUGCAAAGAUUAUGCCCAAAAGUGGUGACAGUUGUUGAGCAAGAUUUGAGCCAUGCUGGUUCAUUCUUGGGAAGAUUUGUGGAGGCCAUACAUUACUACUCAGCCUUGUUCGACUCGUUGGGAGAUUGCUAUGGGGAAGAGAGUGAGGAAAGACACAUAGUGGAGCAGCAACUUUUAUCAAGGGAGAUAAGAAAUGUGUUGGCUGUGGGCGGUCCUUCAAGAAGUGGGGAGGUGAAAUUCACUAACUGGAGAGAGAGGUUUCAGCAAUCAGGUUUCAAAGGUGUAUCUUUGGGUGGCAAUGCCGCGGCACAAGCUACUCUUUUACUGGGAAUGUUCCCUUCUGAUGGUUACACCUUGGUGGAGGAUAACGGCGCCUUGAAACUCGGAUGGAGAGAUCUAUGCUUGCUCACUGCCUCGGCGUGGCGGCCCAGCUCCCACCAUUUUCCGACCUCCAUCCACUAGAACUGCCAUUUCCGAACGGCCCCUCUUUCUGAUUACUUCGCAACUUGAUGUUGUUUGAGAAAAUUACUAAUUACUCAUCUUCAAUGAUAGACGUUAAUGAUAUACUUA